Molecule: messenger RNA, 3304 nt
Organism: Solanum dulcamara
Lineage: Eukaryota; Viridiplantae; Streptophyta; Magnoliopsida; Solanales; Solanaceae
Product: leucine-rich repeat receptor-like protein kinase PXL1
Exons: 2
Coding region: 55-3099 (1014 amino acids)
Biological process (GO): protein phosphorylation
Molecular function (GO): protein binding; protein kinase activity; ATP binding
Source: RefSeq, a predicted model, not a curated record
AGAACCAAAAAGAAUUUCAGAAGUGAAGUGAGAGAAAAUUCAAAAGAUCAAACCAUGGAAAUUCAUCUGUUCUGCUUGUUAUUUUUGAGUGGUUUCUUCUUUGUUUCAUCAAUUAGGGAUGAAGUUUCUUCAUUAUUAGCACUAAAGUCUAGUCUUGUUGAUCCAAUGGAUCACCUAAAAGAUUGGAGCUUUUCAAACAAUGGAAGUUCAUCAAGUUUUGUUCAUUGUAAAUGGAAUGGUGUGUUUUGCAACUCCGAAAGCUAUGUAGACAAGCUUGACUUGUCAAACAUGAAUCUCAGCGGCAGAGUUUCAGAUCAAAUUCAAGGACUUCAGAGUCUAUCAACACUCAAUAUUUGCUGCAAUGACUUCUCCACUUCAUUGACAAAGUCAUUAGCUAAUCUGACUUCUUUGAAGAGCAUUGAUGUGAGCCAGAACAACUUUGUUGGCAAAUUCCCUAAUGGAGUUGGAAUGGCGAAUUUUGGUUUGAAAUAUGUCAACGCUUCUAGCAAUAAUUUCCAGGGGUUUCUCCCUGAGGACCUUGGCAAUGCUACGUUGCUUGAAAUCAUGGAUUUUCGAGGGAGUUUCUUUGAAGGUUCAAUCCCUGCAUCUUACAAGAAUCUGAAGAAUUUGAAGUUUCUUGGUCUAUCUGGGAAUAAUCUUUCGGGACACAUCCCUCCUGAGCUUGGUGAAUUGAAGGCUGUGGAGACUAUAAUUCUUGGAUACAAUCAGUUUGAAGGUUCAAUUCCAGCUGAGUUUGGUAAUAUGAGUAACCUUCAGUAUCUUGACUUGGCUGUUGACACUUUAAGUGGACAAAUUCCAGCUGAAUUAGGCAAGCUGAAGAACCUGACCACAGUGUACUUGUAUCAAAACAGUUUUGAAGGUAAGAUUCCAGCUGAAAUUGGUAAUAUAACAUCUUUAGUUUACUUGGAUCUUUCUGACAACAGAUUCUCUGGGGAGAUUCCAAAUGAGUUAGCAAAUUUGAAUAAUUUGCAGCUGCUAAAUCUCAUGUGCAAUAACUUAACUGGUCCGAUUCCUACCAAUUUUGGUGAGUUAGAAAAUCUUGAGAUACUUGAACUAUGGAAAAAUUCUUUAAAUGGCUCUUUGCCAAUGAAUCUUGGGAAAAAUUCUCCCUUGCAAUGGUUAGAUGUUUCUUCGAAUUUCCUGAUAGGUGAGGUCCCUCCUGGCUUGUGUGAUUCUGGCAAUCUAACAAAGCUCAUUCUCUUUAACAAUUCCUUCUCUGGACCAAUCCCAUCAAGCCUCUCUAACUGUUCUUCACUCGUCCGAGUUAGAAUCCAAAAUAAUCUUCUUUCAGGAAUAAUUCCAAUUGGCUUUGGAACACUUCCUAUGCUCCAAAGAUUGGAAUUAGCUAAAAACAAUCUCACAGGUGAAAUUCCUGUGGACUUCACUCUCUCCACCACUCUUUCUUUUAUCGAUGUCUCCUCGAACCACCUUGAAUCGUCUUUGCCUUCUAGCAUUUUGUCCAUGCCUAGCCUGCAAACCUUCAUAGUCUCCAAUAACAAUCUUAAAGGCAACAUUCCUGACCAAUUCCAAGAUUGUCCUUCCCUUUCUUCACUUGAUCUUUCAAGCAACCAUUUCUCAGGGAAAAUUCCUCAGAGUAUCGGGUCAUGUGAAAAACUGGUGAAUCUUAAUCUAAGAAACAACCAAUUCAGUGGUGAAAUCCCAACUCACAUUGCCACAUUACCAACUUUAUCUAUUCUUGAUUUAUCAAACAACUCCCUAGUUGGAAAAAUACCAAUGGACUUUGGUAGCUCUCCAGCUCUAGAAAUGCUUAAUCUGUCCUACAACAAGCUUGAGGGUCCAGUUCCAAGAAAUGGGAUACUCAUGACUAUUAAUCCCAAUGAUCUGAUAGGAAAUGCUGGUCUUUGUGGCGGCAUACUUCCACCGUGUUCUCAAAGUCUCACCAUCACUUCAAAUGUGAGAAAGACUCGUGUCAAUCACAUAAUCGUGGGAUUCAUUGUUGGAAUCUCAGUUAUCUUAGCUGUUGGGAUCAUGGUUCUAGCAGGGAGAUGGAUGUACAACAGAUGGUACUUGUGCAACAGCUUUUUCAAAGAAUUUCGGUUCAACAAGAACAACUCAGAAUGGCCUUGGAGGCUUGUAGCAUUCCAGAGACUUAACUUCACAAGUACUGAUAUUCUGGCUUGCCUAAAAGAGUCAAAUGUGAUAGGUAUUGGUGGCAAUGGAAUUGUCUACAAGGCUGAGAUUCAGAGGCCACAUUCUAUUGUAGCAGUUAAAAAGUUGUGGAGAUCAGAUGGAGACAUUGAAGCAGGAGAUGAUCUCGUUGCAGAGAUUGAUCUUUUAGGGAAACUUCGUCAUAGGAACAUAGUUAGGCUAUUAGGCUAUCUUCACAAUGAGACUGAUGUCAUGAUGUUAUCCGAAUAUAUGCCUAAUGGAAAUCUUGGAACUGCUUUACAUGGAAAAGAAGCUGGAAAAAUGCUCGUAGAUUGGUUGUCGAGGUACAAUGUUGCCCUUGGUGUUGCUCAUGGCCUCGCUUAUCUUCACCAUGAUUGUCAUCCCCCAGUCAUACAUCGGGAUGUCAAGUCAAACAACAUCCUCCUAGAUUCAGAUUUUGAGGCAAGAAUUGCAGAUUUUGGCUUGGCAAGGAUGAUGCUUCACAAGAAUGAGACCGUUUCGAUGGUGGCAGGAUCAUAUGGCUAUAUAGCACCAGAAUAUGGAUACACAUUGAAGGUUGACGAGAAGAGUGACAUAUACAGCUACGGGGUGGUGCUUUUGGAGCUUCUGACAGGAAAAAUGCCAUUAGACCCUUUGUUUGGAGAAUCGAUUGACAUUGUAGAAUGGGUUAGAAGAAAAGUAAACCACAAGGCAUCAGAAGAAGCAUUAGAUGCUGAUGUAGCUGGCCAAUGUAAACAUGUCCAUGAAGAGAUGCUCCUUGUCCUAAAAAUUGCACUUCUUUGCACUGCCAAGCUUCCCAAAGAAAGACCAUCAAUGAGAGACAUUAUAACCAUGCUUGGAGAGGCAAAACCAAGAAGGAAAAGUAUUUGCCAGAAUUGGGGUUAUAGCACUAGUGCUAACAAAGACAAGUUAAUCUUUGCACAUUCACCAGUUAUAGGCCUUCUAUAAGUACCAAAACCUUUUUUUUCUCCACUUCAAUAUCUAGUAUAUCUUCAUUUUCAAGAGUUCAAAUGUAAAGAGUUCCUUUCCUUCCUUUUCCUUCUUUACAUUCUGUAAUUGAUAUAAGAGAAGAGGAAAUUGUUUAGUUUGUUUCUUCAAAAUGUGGGAUUCAACAACUGACUUUGGUUGAGAAUUCACUUAAUAAAGCCAUAGA